AUGGGGGCCCCGGGCAAUAGGGGAUCAUGGGGCCCCUGUGUCCUUGCCAAAACUCAAAAAAGCCUAUGAAAAAGGUACCAGGGGCAUCUCAUGGGUCCCCCUACUGACCCGGGGCCCUCGGGCAGUGCUCGAGUUUCCAAAUGGUCAGUCCGCCCCUGGGUUUGUCCCCUUACGGUGACAAUUACAGGGGCGGACUGACAACUCAUGGGGCCCCCGGGCCAUAGGAGAUCAUGGGGCCCCUGUUUCCUUGUCCAAACUCAAAAAAGCCUAUGCAAAAGGUACCAGGGGCAUCUCAUGGGGCCCCCUACUGACCCCGGGCCCUCGGGCAGUGCCCGAGUUUCAAAUGGUCAGUCCCCUCUG
Molecule: messenger RNA, 360 nt
Organism: Staurois parvus
Lineage: Eukaryota; Metazoa; Chordata; Amphibia; Anura; Ranidae
Source: the annotation of a GenBank genome assembly